ACCGAAUCACUAACUGCCCGAUCGUCUCUCCACGCGUCCAAUAUCUUCAUCUCUACCGUCCACGUCUCUGUUUUUGAAAAAUCCAAGUCAGUGGUCAUGCAUACCCAUCUGUCUCCAAUCUAACGGCCACGUAAAACCAACGGCCAGGAUUUCAUGUAUUUUUUUUAUAUACUACUCCUGCGACAUUUGCUCCUGCUUUCCAAGCAAAUGAAAAUGAAACCCAAACCGAAGCCGACGUCCGAUCACAUCUCUGUGCAAAUGGCGUUAGAUGCCGAAGAGCUCAGCCAACUCAUCUUGACAAAAACGAAGAAUACACGUCGGAAGAGGCUGAAAGUCCGGCGACUAAAGUACACGUAUCGAUCGAAGAUCCACGUCGAGCCACAGAAAGAGAAACAACUACUAGACGAGAAUCAGGAUGAUUAUCACCACAGCGUGGAGAAGAAGAUAUCGUUAUCUUUGACAUCUUCCUACGAAAACGACGAGGUUUUGUCUUUCCGUAGAGAAAGUCCGGAGAGUUUUACUACCUACGGCUCGGUGUCCUUGAUAGGGAGGAGGAGAGAGAUGGAAGAUGCGGUGAGAGCGGAGUUAGGGUUCAUGAAAAAGAGUAAGACUGCCGUAAAGUACGAUUUUUUCGGAGUUUACGAUGGGCACGGAGGGCCCCAAGUGGCGACGGCGUGCGAGGAGAGGUUGCAUGGGGUUCUGGCUGAGGAGAGAGAUGAUCAUGUUCAAGGUGAGGAUGAAGGGAUGGAUUAUUGGCAGAGGGUGAUGGAUGCGUGUUUUGGUAAAAUGGACGAGGAGGUGAGGGAUAACGGGUUGGGAAGAACGGUGGGAUCGACGGCUGUUGUGGCGGUGGUGGGGGAGGAGGAGGUGGUGGUGGCAAACUGUGGGGAUUGCAGGGCGGUGAUGUGUAGUGGUGGUGUGGCCUUGGUCUUGUCUACGGAUCACAAGCCUGGUAGACCAGAUGAGUUGAACAGAAUUGAAUCUGCUGGUGGAAGGGUCAUAAAUUGGAAUGGGCAACGCGUUCUUGGUGUUCUUGCCACUUCAAGAUCAAUAGGUGAUCACUACCUUAGACCGUACGUAAUUUCCAAACCAGAAGUGACCAUUACCAAGCGAACCGAUAAAGAUGAAUUCCUCAUACUAGCCAGUGAUGGCUUGUGGGACGUUAUUCCUAAUGAACUUGCAUGCCGGAUUGUGAAGAGAUGUCUUGAUGGAAAAAUGAGGAGGAGCUCUAUACAGGAGGUUGAGAAUGAAUGCUGCCCGGCCGAGGCAGCAGCAUUAUUGGCUGAGCUAGCACUGGCUCGGGGAAGCAAAGAUAACAUUAGUGUUAUUGUAGUUGAGAUGAGGAAACCCAGAGGUUUUGUCGGUUCAUAGUCUUACCUUUCAAUCUACAUUUAGUACCUGAUCAUCAUGGCAUUUACUCUUCUGGGUUGCUUUUCCGAAUGCAAAAAGCUUUCAAUCUGGAAACUGACCAAGGAUUUGGAUGAGGAAAUCGGAACGGGCCUCGGGAAAUGGUGGCCGGAUGGGAGCUAUAUAUAUAUAUAAAUUUGUGAAACACCUGUGUCAUAGACUCAAUACUACAAUAAAUUCUUUUGUGUUGGUUUGUUAACCACAACAUGCACCAUCCUUGUAAUCAUCUCCUUGGUUAUUACAAGGACUCGGAAACGGAGCUCACCAUUUUUGUUUUUUCUCUCUACCAUUUCUUUUGGGUUUGGCUUUGCUGUGGUGGUAUGUUUUCUUUUUUUGAUGGGCUUCUUUUUGCAUUGGUCCUGCUUUUACUUUGUUUUCUCUGCAUGUUGUGGUAGGCCUUCAAGCCGAAACCAGUCAAUCAGUCAGGGUUUUUGCUUUGUGGUUCCUUGAUAAUAUAGAUUGCUACUGUUUAUGAUAAAA
This is a messenger RNA of Juglans regia (Persian walnut), 1887 nucleotides long. Its product is annotated as protein phosphatase 2C 51-like. Gene Ontology annotation, cellular component: nucleus; cytosol. NCBI's taxonomy places the organism in Eukaryota, Viridiplantae, Streptophyta, Magnoliopsida, Fagales, Juglandaceae. Gene Ontology annotation, molecular function: cation binding; protein serine/threonine phosphatase activity. The record is from RefSeq and is a predicted model, not a curated record. The transcript is spliced from 3 exons. Bases 154 to 1371 code for a protein of 405 amino acids. Gene Ontology annotation, biological process: protein dephosphorylation.